AUGCAUUGUACAAGAAAGCACCUGCUCUUUGAUAAAAGCUACUUUAUAACAUUUAACCAAGAUAGUAUGAAUAUUGGAGAGGUAAAAUCAUAUUUAUUACCUAAGUCUACUUAACAUACGAAGUAUUCAAUUCCUUUAAAACUUUAAACAGAAAUUGAUUGGAAAGUCUCUCCAGAAAAUUUAUUUUUGGAGGCUUUUUGUAUAAAUUGGAAAAAUGAAUUGAGAUACUUUUAUGCUGACCAUAAUGUUCUUCUUAGAGUAAAGAAUUAUCUUGGUGGAAGAGUUGUUUUUAAAAGAAUAGAUAUUUUCUAUAAAUAAAUAGGGAAAAUAGAGACAAGAAGCCUAAGUUCGGUAUGUCACUUUCCUUUAUUAGAUUUUAGAUAUACACCAUAUAAGGAUUUGAUGAUGAUAAAGUUUAUGUUUGUAAGGAGUUGUAGAAAUAAAAACAACACUCAAAUAAAGUAAUAUAAUUCUUUUAAUCUUAGUUAUUUCAAACUGAAGUUGAAACUUUGAAGUAAUUAAAUCAUUAAAACAUAAUAAAGUUGGUAGAGGUUUUCGAAAGUGAUAACUCAUAUUUAAUUGUUUUAGAAUAUUUAAAGGGAGGAUCUCUCUCUUAAUGCCUGAAAUACUGCAGGUUGACUCUAGAUGAAAUAGAAAUAAUAUUAAAAGUAAUAUACGUUUUUAAAAAUCUAGUAAAUUCUAGAAACUAUUUGUUACCUACAUGACAAAGGUUUUGUUCAUAGAGAUAUUAAGCCUGAUAAUAUUUUAUUUUGUGCAUUGGGAUAAUUUUCAAAUUUAAAGCUAAUUGAUUUUGGAAUUUCAUGCAAAAUUACAGAUUUAGAGUAAGAUUCACAAAUGAAUAUUGGAACUCCUGGUUAUAUGGCACCUGAGAUUAUAAAUGGUUCAAAUAAUAAAAAAAUUACAUAAAAAAUAGAUGUUUUUAGUUGUGGAGCCAUUCUUUAUUAUAUGUAUUCAUAAUAUUUAUAUUUUAGGUUAACAGGAUCAAGGUUAAUAUCUGGUAUUAAUAUUUAAGAACUAUACAAGAAUAAUAAAUUGUAUACUUUAAAUAAUCACUUACUUUAAAAAAUUAAAGCUCAAAAUUAUAGAGACCUAUUAUCAAAAAUGAUUCAUGAAGAUCCUGAUUAAAGAAUAGAUGCAAGACAAGCCUUAAAUUAUUUGUAAUUGAUGAAAAUCCCAACAAAAAUUUCCUUAUCUACUUCAUUGCAUUGUUCCUAAGAUCCAAUUCAAAAAAUACCAAGCUUUAAAAAAUUGAUAACGAAAAGUUGACU
This is a messenger RNA of Paramecium pentaurelia, 1289 nucleotides long. The record is from the annotation of a GenBank genome assembly. NCBI's taxonomy places the organism in Eukaryota, Ciliophora, Oligohymenophorea, Peniculida, Parameciidae.